CUCCCUACCGCUCCGUAGAUUACAGCGCAGGCCACUUGACAAGCGCCAUUUGCUUUGCAUUGCUGAUUCCCUUCCUCCACCUUCCUACCACUCUCGCAUUUCAAGACCAUGAAGCGAGGGGCUCUGCGGCAAAUUCAAAGAGAGGAUGGGGAGGAUCCGCACGACGUAGAUGGAGCAGAGGACGGCCAGAACGGAUCAGCGGGGGCAGCUCCCGCCGGCGAGCGAGUCAUUCGAGGCCUCCCGAGACGCAAAGGAUUCGGCAGCUCCACUCCUUCCGCAAGUCCCUCACCAGCACCUACAAGUGCCGGGGCAGCUCCCACCUUUAGCUUCGGUGCCCCGUCGGGAGGAGGGUUUGGUACCGCACCUUCAAGUGCCCCCACACCCACCUUCUCCUUUGGACAACAGCCAUCCUCAUCAUCCACUUCCUCCCCCUCCUUUGGUGCCUCUGCUGCCUCGACAAAUCCCAGCCCUGUAGGCUUCUCCUUCGCACCGGCGACCGCCGCGGCUAGCAAGCCUGCAACGUCGGCGACGCCCGCAGCGUCAGCCUCGUCUAGCAGCAGCAGUACCUCGAGACUUAACCAUCUCCUUGCACUGCGCGGGCUGAACCACUCGCUCCGCACAGCGCUUGCUACGCAGCUCGACCCUGCCUCGCUCGGAGAAAAGGAGCUGGACGAUCUGGCUCCCCUGGUGCGUGGGGUUCUCGACAAGUACGAGACCAAGAGGAAAGAAUUGGUAGCAAAGGAAGGACAGAGCAGUAAUGGGACCGGCAAGGGGCCUAGCAGCUCAGCGCCUGCGCCUGCGCCUUCAUCGAGCAGCGGCUCGUCCUCUCAACCGUCCACUUCCACAACGGGCGGCUUCUCCUUUACAGCGCCCAAGAGUGCUCCUGCUGCCGCACCUGCUCCUGCCAAAGCUGCGCCAGCGCCAGCUGCCUCCCUCGCAUCCUCCUCCUCGCCCUCCACUGCACCCCCAACAUUCUCCAUCCCCUCGGGCGGCUUCUCUUUUGCAGGGAAGAAGGUCUCAGACCUCUCCGCGGCUGCUGCUAGCGGGAGCAAGGUGCAACUGCCCAAGGACAUCCCCACGUUCGACAAGCCCAUCUCGAGCUUCAAAUUCGCCGAAGGGUCGGGGUUUGCGCCAUUAGAAAAGGAAAAGGAGGAAAAGGAAAAGGCAAAGAGGGAGCAGGAGGCUGAGGCGGAGGAGAAGAGGCGCAAGGAGGAAGAGCAGGAGAAGGAGCGCAAGGCGAAGGAAGCAGAGGAGAAGGAGCGGUCCAGCAAACCUGCUGCUACCACUCCCUUGUCGGCCACCUCACCCGCCUUCUCCUUUGGGGCUCCCGCUGCCCAGCCCCCUCGCGCAGCAUCCUCCACGCCCACGCCCACCUUUGGAGGCUUUGGCUCCGCAGGCGGCUUCGGCUCUUCCUCGUCCUCCUCCACCGGCGGUAGCGCUGGUGGUAGCGCCAGUAAGCCUGCCGAAGAAGGAUUCCGCUUUGGCUUCGGAAGCUCCUCCUCCGGCGCCUCUACCUCUGCCUCCUCCACGUCGAAGCCUAGCGCACCUGCAGCAGCAGCAGCACCCACGAGCGGCAGUCCCUUUGGAGGAUUCGGCUUCGGCUCUUCCCCUUCAUCGAGUACCCCUGCCGCCGCAACAAGUCCAAGUCCAUUCGGCAGCGGUAGCGGCGGGAACAAGCUCAGCAACUCCUCUGCCCUCCCAUCAACGGGAUUCACAUUUGGGUCUGCAGCCAGUAAAAGUCCCAGUAGCGGCUUCAGUUUCGGUUCUGGUGGCGGUACCGGUAGUGGAGCUGGUGGAGGGACCAGUCCCGGUUUCACCUUUGGCAAUAGCACCAGCGCUACUGGUGGCUCCAUCUCUGCUGCCACUCCUUCUACGGGCUUCUCCUUUGCAAAUCCAGCGAGCAAUGUUGCCAAGCCGGGCAUGUUUGACUUUAAAGGUUCGGGAGGGAAGAUUUCUUUUGGUGGAGAGAAGAAGGAGGGAGAGGACGGUGGGGACGAGAAGAAGUGAGGGAGGGGGACACUCUGUAUCACCAGUGACUCUUCUACAUCUAUCCGUCUUGAGUGUAGAGGAAAUGCUGCAGAAUCGCCUGGUGUCACACCACAUUUUCGAUUACUCGACCGUUGCGAGAGCUCGUAGCAUUGCAAUCACACUGCGCUGUUCUGUUCUGCUCUCCUCCGCUCAUCGCUUGACCCAAGUGUACGCCUUUCGCGCCUUUGCCAAUCCGGUCUUCUUCCUCUCCACCAUUCUCGGGUCCCUCUUCAACACACCAUCCCUUCCCAAUACCUCCCUCACACUAACUCUCAAUCUAGCCCACUC
This is a messenger RNA of Microstroma glucosiphilum, 2316 nucleotides long. RefSeq lists its product as hypothetical. Lineage: Eukaryota; Fungi; Basidiomycota; Exobasidiomycetes; Microstromatales; Microstromataceae. The record is from RefSeq and is a predicted model, not a curated record. The transcript has 2 exons. Gene Ontology annotation, cellular component: nuclear pore. The coding region runs from base 109 to 2007 and encodes 632 amino acids.